CACCCACUCACAAUACUAUUGCUCUUCUUCUCAACUCAUCCUCUUUGCUUCUCAUCAUGGAUGUCAGCGUGGUUUUUGGAGUCCUAGGCAACAUCGUUGCAUCUCUGCUAUUCCUCUCACCAGCAGAUACUUUCUGGAGGAUAUUGAAAAACCGAUCGACCGAAGACUUUGAAAGCAUUCCAUACACACUGCUGCUCUUGAAUGCAUCUCUAUGGGUUUACUAUGGAAUUAUGAAACCAGUUGUGCUUCUUGUGACCAUCAAUGGAUUUGGGUCCCUCAUGAUGGUUAUUUAUCUCACCAUAUUUGUAACAUAUGCUCCUCCUAGAAUGAAGGUGAGGACUGUGGCUACCUUUGUGGCAAUGAAUGUCGGUUUUUAUGCGAGUGUAAUUUUGGUGACUAAGUUGACCAUGAAUAAGGGCGCUCAAGUUAGUACCGCUGGCACACUCUGUGUUUGCGUUACUGUUAUUUCUUUUGCCUCUCCUUUGUCUGCUAUGAAAACAGUGGUGAUGACCAAGAGUGUGGAGUUCAUGCCGUUCUUCCUCACUUUUUUCUAUUUCCUUGUUGCUACCAUAUGGAGCAUUUACCGGAUAUUACUUCGCGAUACUUUCAUUUUGGUAAAUACAUGCGACUAAACCCUUCAUAAAUGUUGAGAUUAUACGAGCCUGAGUUGAGAUUUAUCAAUGGGGAUGCAAAGUUGUAAGAUUUAUGAUUCUAACAAAACUUUAACAUGACAUAUGUGUUGAUGUUGUUCUUUAAAUGGAGGCAACUUGGAAGAGGGUGAUCAACAUCAACACCUCAUUGUAAAUUGACUGAUUAUUGAAUUUCAGGUUAUCUGUAACUAAUAUGAUAAUUUGGUCUUUUUCUUUAGUUAUUAUAUUUACCUUUGAUGCCACAACACACCUAAUGUAUCAUUUUGAGGACUGUAUGACCCUCGAUGUUAUAGGCUAUGUAUUACAUAUAAACUAUGUAUAAUAUAAACUAUGUAUAGUUUUGAGUAUAAUAUUUUGAAUGAAUU
Messenger RNA from Striga asiatica, 1015 nucleotides. The record is from the annotation of a GenBank genome assembly. Lineage: Eukaryota; Viridiplantae; Streptophyta; Magnoliopsida; Lamiales; Orobanchaceae.